This is a messenger RNA of Emericellopsis cladophorae, 417 nucleotides long. RefSeq lists its product as uncharacterized. The transcript is spliced from 2 exons. The coding region runs from base 1 to 417 and encodes 138 amino acids. The record is from RefSeq and is a predicted model, not a curated record. Lineage: Eukaryota; Fungi; Ascomycota; Sordariomycetes; Hypocreales; Bionectriaceae.
AUGUUCUUCUUCUUUACCUGCGGAGAAAAGACCAUCCGUAGCAAGCUCCCCGGCUACGAAGGCGUCGUCUGCCAAUGCCACAACUGCGGCAACAUGUCAGGACGCGUCCUCAAGCGCCGGCCCUUCUUCACCUUUUGCUUCGUCCCUAUCAUUCCCUUCACCAUCUCCGGAUACAAGGACAUCUCCUGCCACAUCUGCAACUACAACCAGCCCCUCGAGCAGCGACCAGACGUACAAGCCAUGGCGAAUGGCGGUGCGGGCGUCGGUCCCCAGCGCGGUCCCGGUCCCCCUCCCGGACCCCAGCAGGGACACAUCAACCCGCAGCAGCAGCAGUACUACCAGGGACAGGGUCCGCCGCCGGGGCCCCAAGGUUGGGCGAAGCAAGGGCCCCCUCAGGGAGACCAUCGCUACGGCUAA